This is a messenger RNA of Naegleria gruberi, 4204 nucleotides long. RefSeq lists its product as uncharacterized. The transcript has a single exon. Gene Ontology annotation, cellular component: cytoplasm. NCBI's taxonomy places the organism in Eukaryota, Heterolobosea, Eutetramitea, Acrasida, Naegleriidae. The record is from RefSeq and is a predicted model, not a curated record. Gene Ontology annotation, molecular function: protein binding. Gene Ontology annotation, biological process: response to starvation; autophagy. Bases 1 to 4179 code for a protein of 1392 amino acids.
AUGAGUAAUAAUAAUAAUUAUGUGGUGAGGCCUUUGAAUGGCACUAACAAUAGCAAUUCGGGCCGAUCUGCAUCAAAUACAACAACUAGUAUUCCAUCGGCUCCUCCACUAGAAUCUUCAUCUCCAACCACACAAAAACAACCUUCAUCCAUUGUACAUAAUAUCUAUCCACCUGUAAAUAAUUUUGGUGCAGCAACAGCUUUUCCAAAUAAUAAUACAUCUUCAGCAGCAUCAACUAUUUAUCCAAAAUUACCUGAUCAGCAAUUAUCUGUAAAUCAACACUUGUACAAUAUUCAAAAACAACAUCAACGACCAAGUAAUAGUAACAACAACUCUACUAACAAUGGUUCAUCACAACAACCAAUGAGUAAAUCAUCAGUUCCGAAUACUAGUACCAAAAAGACUUCUAAAAAGAACGAACCAUCCUCUGCCAAAAUAUUAUAUGAUUCAUCUUCACAAUUAAUUUCAGGUAUUUCCUCCUAUGUAAAGAGUAUUCCGUGGACAAAUAUUGCAAAACAAUUCAAUGAAAACGUUAUUCAGCCAUAUAGUACCUAUGUAUCAUCAGCUAUUGGUUCUGGAAUUUCAAUUACUAAUAAUACAUCUGGUGGUGAUAUGAGUCAAUGCAACUCGGAUACAAAUAUUUAUACCUCUCAUUUAGGACGAUUGAUAUGGUCUGACUUAAGGUUUUUACCAGUUACCGAUUCGAAUUCAACCGAUGAACGUUUAUUCAUGAUUUUGGCCUUUACUAAUGGUUUUCAAAUUUUUGACAUUAAUGAUCCUAAUAACGUUAGAGAAAUUAUAACCUCAAGUUCUGAUGAGUGGGAAUUGAAUAAGGAAUCAAUUAGUGAAAUUAUUGGUAGAACAAUGAAUGUAGUAUCAUCAGCAAAUAAUACUGACAAUGCUCCUACUACAAAUGGUAGCAUUAGUAAUGCAGUUCCUGAAAACAAUUUUGAACAAACUGAGCAGGAGGAAAAUUCUAUUGAAAAUUCUGGUCCAAUUACCGUCAUGAAUUCAGAUUUAGAUAGAAAUCAGGACCACUCUUCUUUUUUCAACCUGGACUAUGUUGACCAUGAUUAUGAGGAAAUAAGCAGUGCUCAACCAACCAACCCCCCUAAAUCAACACUAAAUAUUGAUGAUUGGUACAAUAGAAUGCUAGACGAUUCAGAUUAUGAGGAAGAGUAUUCACUGGAUCAAACCAGAAGAGAACCAACAAAACCUGCCUCAACCGCCACUACCACAACACCUCUCUAUACUCCCGAAAAAGUUAAGGAAACCAAGGAUGAAGUCAAAAAGCAACCUGAGUCAGUCACCCCUUCUACUUCUCAACAACCACCUGAAACAGAAGAACCUACAAAUAGGGAAAUUUAUUAUCCUGAAAUGAAUGUUCCAGACACUCUUGGCCCUAUUAAAAUGGCAACUCUCCUCUCCAGACCUUCCAAGAAGGCUAUCAAAAGAAGUGAAAAACGUGCCUUCGACCAACCUUCAUACCUCAAUUAUUAUCCCCUUGUUGCUGUUGUUACUGAAACUGAGCCAAAUAUUGUGCAUCUCUACUCAUUGAAAUAUCAAUGCUUCUUGGAUGAUAGCGUUAAAAUCUAUUGUCAUAAUCCUAAUACUGAAAAAGUUACUGUUUUUCAGACUGUUUCUUCAGAAGAUUCCUUCAUUGUUUCAGACUCUUCAGGUCAAAUUUUCUUUUUAGAUCCUUGUACAUUUAAUUUAUUAUCACAAGGAGUUUGUUUCCCUUCUCCUGAUAAUUUUACAAAGAAUUACUCAAGCGAAAACGACUCUAAAAAGAAAAGGAAAAAUCAAAAGAAGAGAAUUGAUCCAAAAGCAUAUGGAGGUAUCAUAGCAUGCAGAAAUCGAUUUGCUGCUUUUGCAAGUGGAACUGAAGUUUUAAAUGCCAAAUUAGAUUUUACUACAAGAAUUAAUUCCACUCUAACUGAGAGAUCUUGGGAAGUUGCAAAGAAAGCAGCCACUGGUAUUUACAUGUUGGGAGAUUUAGGCCUCAAGAAGGUUUCCAAAUAUUGGUUUGAGGAUGGAAAGAAAAAGAGUUCUGACAGUGAAUCUGGUAGUGAUGGAUCUAACGAUAAUAGUGAAGAUGAGGGAUUAAAUGAUGAAGAAGCAUCAUUCUCUUCUCUUUGGAACGGUGAUAUUCCUCAAGAAUUACUAUCCUAUCAACAGACUGUUGGUACUGUAGAAAUUAGAGAUUUGAAAACUAACAGAGUUUUAAUGCAUUUUAGAGCCCAUAAUGAACCUAUUGCUGCCAUGGCAUUUGAUAGAACAGGUACUCUGCUUUGUACAGCUCCAAUUUCUGGAAAGUAUUUGAAUGUUUUCCAAAUAUUACCAAACUGUUACGGUGCUAAUGGUGAUUCUAUAGCAAGCGAGAAAAAUGUAAAAUUAUUGUACAGAUUGUACAGAGGUUUAACUUCUGCACACAUUCAAGAUAUUCACUUCAGUGUAAAUAGCAAAUGGGUAGCAGCAUGCUCUGCUAGAGGAACUAUCCAUCUUUAUGCCAUCAAUCCAACAGGUGGACCAAUUGAUCCUAGAUUCCACUUUAAUGGAGAACAAGAAAAUCAGUCAGCUAAUUCAAAUGAACCAAUAGUUCUCAAUGUUAUUGCCCGUAUUCAUGAUCCAACUGCUGGUAAGAGAACAAAUUCAUUAGGACAACCACUCACUCAAACAAGAUCUGUUUUCCAACUCUAUGCUCUUCCAGAAAUCAAAUCUCAAAGUACCAUCGAAGCAUCAGAAAAGUUUUCAACAGAAGAAGAUUUAUAUUGGGAACGUCAAAAUGCAACCAUCAAUAAUGAAAACAUUCUAGUAACUCUGAAUUGUGGCAUGUUGAGUUAUUACUUGCUAAAACCACAACUAAAGAAGAGGGAUAGAGCAGCUUCUGCUGAAAAUCUUAGUAGAACAACUGUGGGAACAGCUUCUUCUGGUAUUUCUAUGGUUGCUAUUAGCUCUGAUAGACCUGUGUACUCACCUGAAGAUUUUGAACUCUCUCUCAAUGUUGAAUUGUUGGCCAGGUUUGACACUUUCCAACCACAAUUUACUCCUCAAGAACUUGCUUACGAUGCUCUUACUGGACAACCAACAAGAAACGAGGAAGAAACCGUCAUGGAGAUACAAAGAAAAAAGAAGCUACACAGUAUUACAUGGAACCAACUCUUGGGUAAAGUCAAUGAAAUGGAUACCACCUAUCAAGCAAGAUAUGUAGAUGAGACCCAGGACAUGUUGUCAAAAUGGAUUUCGAACGUCGAGCUAGAAACUCACUCUUAUCCAACCAAUCCUUUGUGGGCUACUGGACAUUUCAAAUUUAAGACCAUCAAGUCCAAUUCAGAUAUCCUUGAGAAUGCGAAUGAUAAUACUAUUUUCAAAAUUGGAGAUAAUGAUUAUGAUCAAAUUAGUGAUAUUAGCAAGAGUCUUUAUAUUAAGGUUUCUAAUCCUAUUCCUCUGAAUCAUGCAGAAAACUUUUUGCAAGAUGAUCCUAAACCUGAAACUGUAAAGAGUGAUGUCAUUAUCAAAGCAAUUACUACACCAAUCUCUCAACCACCAACAAAAAUUACUGUACCACUGUCAAAAAUAGCUGUUCCUGAUUCUAAAAAGCCAACUAUUAUUCCUCAACCAAUACUUAAUACUGGAAGAAAUAAGUCCCCAGUUAAACAAUUCCAACCACAAGUGAAAAUUGUAGAGGAAAAGAAGACGAUUAUUGAUAGCAUUGUUGAUGGAGAAGUCUCCUCGGAAGAAGAUGAGGAAGUUUCAACUGUUCAACAACAAACCGAUGUUCCAUAUGUUGGAAAGAGUUUCUUUGGAGAUAUUCAGCCACAACAACAACCAACAGUUCAAUAUACCAAACCAAAAGAUCUCAAAGAAGACAAUUUGCUUUUCUUCUCCCAUAUGGAAAAUUAUUUUGACAAGUCAGAAAGGGAACAAAAUGGUGAAACAGAUACCACUGUGAGAAAUGGUUCAGAAUCUCCUGAAACUAAACCAACACUCAUUCCAAACCAUUUCAGUCUGUCUUCAUCCAUUCACCAAGAUUAUUUUAACGAUGAAGAAGAUGCUCAUUCUGAAUUGGAGAGAAGAGAACAAUUUUUAAACACCAGUCUAUUGAAGGAGUCUAUAAUGAUUAAUCACUUAGAAGAUGACGAUGAUGAUGAGGAAAAGUUAGACGAAUACUUUAAUUAAUAAAGAUAUUUCCCCUAAUUUCGAC